This is a messenger RNA of Pipra filicauda (Wire-tailed manakin), 2948 nucleotides long. It is a transcript of the gene EFCC1, whose product is annotated as EF-hand and coiled-coil domain containing 1. The record is from RefSeq and is a predicted model, not a curated record. Lineage: Eukaryota; Metazoa; Chordata; Aves; Passeriformes; Pipridae. The transcript is spliced from 8 exons. Gene Ontology annotation, molecular function: calcium ion binding. The coding region runs from base 42 to 1871 and encodes 609 amino acids.
CGGGGCGGGCUCGGCCGGGCUCGGGAUGCUCGGGGAGCGCGAUGGAGCCGGCUGAGGGCUGGGACCCCUACGGGCGGCCGGCCCGGCGCACGCAGUGGCUGGUGAGCGCCCUCGCCUACCACUACGGGCUGGACCGCGGCGUGGAGAACGAGAUCGUGGUGCUGGCCACCGGGCUGGACCAGUACCUGCAGGAGAUCUUCCACCACCUGGACUGCGCCGGGGCCGGCCGCAUCCCCGGCGAGGAUUUCCGCACGCUGUGCCAGGUGCUGGGGCUGGAGGAGGCGGCGGAGCCCGAGGAGUGCGCGGGGCUGUGGGACGGGCUGGCGGCCGGGCUCACCUUCCGGCAGUUCCACGCGCGGCUCUGCGGGCUCUUCAGCACCCGGGCGGGCGGGGCCGAGCCGCGCCUGCCGCUGGGCCGGGACAGCGAGCACAUCGAGACCCAGAUCCGGCUGCGCAGCCCCCGCCGCCGCCGCCGCGGGCACCCCCCGGCCGGGCGGGCGGGCCCGGAGCGGCGGCCGGCGGGGCCCUGCUCCCCGGAGUGCUACGAGGAGAUCGUGGCGCUGGAGCAGGCCGAGGACCGCAUCGCCAAGCUGGAGGAGGAGAACGGCAGCCUGCGGGAGCUGGUGGAGGACAUGCGGGCCGCCCUGCAGAGCAGCGAUGCGCGCUGCCUGGCGCUGCAGGUGGGACUGCGGAAGAGCCAUGCGAACCACAGGGAAGAGGGGACCUGUUCCAUGGGGAGUAAGAGACCAUUACCACAGAACCACUCCCAGAGCAAGUGCCUCCAAAGUGUCCUGAAGGAAAUGGAGCUCAUCCGGAGCUCCAGGGAUGGGCAAAUCGAAGAAGCGAUCAGGUUCAACCAGGAGCUGGAAAGGGAGCUGAGGAGCUCCCAGGAAGCCCUGGUCAGUCUGGAGGACUGCAACCGUAACCUGAAGAGGGAACAGGCAGAGAUGAGGAGGAAGGUGGAAGAGGCGAGACACGCCGUCCUGAACAGCCUUGGCAAAGUGAGGGAGCUGGAAGUGAAAGCCAACGAGGUGCCACGUCUGCAAACACACAUCCAGCAGCUGGAAUCGGAACUGCAGCACUACAGGUCGGGGGUGGAGAGGAGCCUCCCGGAGCAGCAGGAGGGUGCAGGGACCCGCUGUCCCUCCGUGGGGCGGCAGAGCCGCGGAUCCCCCGCCGGAGGAGCCGGGACUGCUGAGCACGAGGAUCAGCUGUUCCGCUCCGUGGAGGGCCAGGCUGCCUCUGAUGAGGAGGAGGAGAAGUGGGCAGGGGACCAGGCCCCCCAGCUGGGCCACGAGAAGAAACCACUGGCCAAGCUCCCUUGCUGCAGCAGUGGGUGUGAUGAAAAGACCUGGAAAAAGCUGAUGUCUUACUUGGAGAGCAGCAGAACUGCUGGCUGUGAGACUGACACAGCCCCUGCAGAGCCCCCCGAGAGGCUCCCACAGCUCCCGGGGCAGCUGGAGCUCAGGGGCCAUGGAGGGGAAAAACUGGAACCAGACAUGGAAGAGGUGACAGGACCACUGCUGGGGGAGCUGCAGCAGAAGGUGGAGGAGGCCGAGCUGCUGAAGAUGGAGCUGCAGAUGCUGGAGACGGAGAGAGUGAGGCUGUCGCUGGUGGAAGAAAAGCUCAUGGAUGUUUUACAGCUUCUUCAACAGCUCCGAGACUUGAACAUCUCCAAGAGAGCCCUGGGGAAAAUGUUGCUGAGCACUUUGGAAUCCUGCCAUACCCCUCAACCUGGCAAAGCUCACCUAUUUGAAGUCCUGGAUACCCUUCAGCAGGAGCUGGCAGCCUGUGAACUCCUGCACCAGGAGCCUGUGGAGCAGGGGCAGAGCCCCCAGUCCCUGUCCAACGCCCUGGUGAUCUCGUGCUGAGCCGCAGCACCAGCGACACUGCCCAGCCCAGCACCCCCUGGGCACCACACAGAGGGGGGACAUUGGCCAGCUCAGCCACCCCACACUGCCCAAGAGCACCUGAGGGAUCCGGCCCUGCAUCCAAGCUGUGGUGCCCUGGGAAGGGCAGCACUUCCCCUGGGAAGAGCAGCAGUUCCUCGGCUGAUUCCCAGCCCUGUCUUGGUGAGGGUUCAGUGCCCGUCUCCAUGGAACCUCCCCAUCCCUGGAGGUGGCUCUGGGACUGUCCUGAUUCACCAAAUAAAACACACUCACCUGACCACUGAGAUUUCCAGCCCUGUGAGUUGGGCACAGUUUUUAGCUUCUGUGACAGCCUGUGUUAUCCCUGGCAAGGAAACAGCUUCCUGAAUGUACCAGUGACAGUGACUGUGUUACAAACACACACAGCAGUGGGGGCCAGUAGCACAAGUUUUAAGGGCUUUGUAUUUCUGAUUCAAUUAUUCACAUUAUUUAACUCUGAAGUCAGAUUUGUUAUUGCUCUGCUGAAUUUUGUAUUUGCAAUUGCAGAGAUGCCUUAGAAAUCUGCAACAGUCUCUCCUGACAAUAGUCAGACUUUACAUAAAAAGUCAAAUUUAACUGCUUGAAAAACGUCCAAAGCAAUCUUGUUCCCAGGCUCUCAGGGAAAGGAAGGGUUGGAAAAUUCCCUGUGCAACAGCUGUUGUUGUUGUGUUGGCAAAGACAUGUGCGGGGCACAACUUGGUUCUCAAGUGUAAUUUCUCUCAGUGCAACUGAACAGACACAAAGCCAGACCCCACAUGCAGGAAAAUUAGUGUCAAAAGCUGGGCCUAAUCACAGUGCCACACAACGUUUUAACCGGCAAUAAAAUAAUUCCUGGGGACAAAAGUACAAAAAUAGCUUGAUUUCAAGAUGCUUUUGCUGUUUCGUUCAGGUGUCAAACACGGAAAUUAAAGCAGCAGAGUUCCUAAAUGAUCCCACUGAAUUUAUGUCAUUAAAGGAUACACUGUAGAUCAUUUAAGAAUGUGGAAUGAUUUGCCUGAGAGAAUGCCAGCCAGGAAAUAAAACCAUUCAGCUGUGCCUGUA